This is a messenger RNA of Ectocarpus siliculosus, 1409 nucleotides long. Lineage: Eukaryota; Phaeophyceae; Ectocarpales; Ectocarpaceae. The record is from the annotation of a GenBank genome assembly.
AUGGGUUGGUUCGGCCUCGGGCGACGUAAACCUGCUGACGAGAGCUCUCCGUCUUCCCCCACCCUAUCAACCGAUGGAAUCAACAUGUCAACAGGCUGUGGCGCCCAAGCCGCAUCGGAGUCGACAGGACGUUCUUGCACGCCCAUGGCGGAGCCGGUUGGAGCACCGAAGACCACGUUGAAUGCUCCGGCGGCGGCGAUGAGGGCUGAUGCCUGCGAUAAAGCUUCACCAGUAGAAGAGCAGCAGGAGCAACAGCAAGGGGAGGGAGUCGCGGAUUCGAGUCCAGGGUACGCCCACAGGCUCAAGGCCGCCUUCCUAGACACCGUGGCGACGGCCAAGAGAGCGCCCGAGACGAUGGAGGAGGCCAUGGCCGUGAUCAAGGGAGAGAGAGCCGUCAAGCCGGACUACGGGAGAGCGGUCGGCACCGUGUCGGCGGCUUUCGCCGGAGGCUGCGCCCACGGCUGGUGGCACGGCGCGGCGCUUGCCGCCAAGUACCCUCCGCACCAACGGAGUAUCGUCAGAGUGCGCGCGGGAGCCCGGAGGGGGCUUAGGUUCGCGACCUUCGCCCUGAUAUUUGAGGGCUCGUCUGCUGUUAUGGAGGCCCUGCGACGGAAGAAAGACUUCGUAGGUGGUACGGUGGGGGGCGCGCUGGCGGGCAUGGCCUACGGUGUAUCAGGCGGUGUGGCCGCCGCUCGAAGCGGUCUGUUCUACGGCGUCUGGCUCGGAGGCGUAUUUGGUCUGUUCAGGAAUCACGUGGCGUCCUUGAGGGAGCAGGCCCGCCUGGCGGAGGAAGACGAGCGAUUGGCACAGGAGGAAAGGGAUGCGAUCGGGGAGACGGCGCUGAGAAGGUCCAUAGCAGGGAUAGAUGCCCAGGUCAGGACAUGGCCCACUGCAGCCGCUGACAGCGAAGACGAAACGGACACGACGGAACUCGCUUCGUCACAAAGAACACCGUAAUAGUGUAAUAGUGGCAGGCGAAUCGGACCGGACACUGAGACACGCCUGGAUGGGGUUGCAGCCCAGGGUCUUGUGGAAAGGCUGCCUCUGUCUGUCCAUGCUGCGGUGCUGUGCGCUAAGUACAGACCGGAGUGUGGCAGGGAUGCCUCUGGCGUAGAGUUCGUUCGCUGCUCGCGAUGAGAUGAGCAGCCGGGGCUGUACCAGAAGAAGCUCUGGCAUGACAUACGUCGAAGGGGUGGGUUCGAUUUUUGGAUGUGGCUAGACAUCGCGGAUGAUUUAUUUGACCGUCGACCUUCUUCGCCAGAGCACACAACUUGGCUUUCAUUGAUCGUUUUCGGUGUACCCAGUCCAACGAUUUCAUUCAACGGCAGGUACUCCUUUCAAUUUCGCGGACACGCUUUAGCGUCGCGGUCGUUGCACUGCUGUCAUCUGUGUCAAAGCUAAAUGACCUC